AUGGGGAACUGGGCUGUCAACCACUGGUUUUCAGCCCUGGUGAUCGCUGUUUGGUUAGCAUUGAAUAUAUACCUUUUUGUGACAUAUUUCCUGAUAUUUGAUAGAGGUGAGCAGUACUACUACACCAGACAGAUUCUUGGGUCUGCGUUGGCAUGGGCUCGGGCUUCGGCCAAGUGCCUGAACUUCAACAGUAUGUUGAUCCUUCUGCCCAUUUGCCGGAAUCUCCUCUCCUUCGUGAGAGGCACCUGUCGGUUUUGCAGGCGCACCAUGAGACGGCAGCUGGAUUAUAACUUGGCCUUCCAUAAACUGGUGGCUUAUAUGAUUGCUCUUCAUACAGCGAUUCACGUCAUUGCUCACUUGUGCAACAUUGAGUGGUACAUUGAUGCUCAGCAAAAAACCGAUGAGAGCUUGCCUUCCAUCUUAUCCCACCUGCAUAAGACGGAGAGUGUGUGGUUAAAUCCCAUCCAUUCCAAUUCUACCAUUCCUUUAUUCGUGGCCUUCACCACCAUUCCUGGCCUGACGGGUGUGAUCAUCACUUUGGCACUCAUUCUCAUGAUCACUUCUUCCAUGGAACAAAUCCGCAGAAGCUAUUUUGAAGUCUUCUGGUAUACCCAUCAUCUUUUUGUCAUCUAUUUUGCUGGCCUUGUCAUCCAUGGCAUCGCAGGUCUUGUUCGUGGGCAAACAGCCGAAAGUCUGAUGAAGAAUAACCCCAAGCAGUGUGCACAUCACCCUACCCAGUGGGGCUCCAACAGCAGCCAUCCCUAUUGUGAAGUGCCGGAGUUUGGGAGUAUUCCGGCUGAGUCCUGGAAGUGGGUGCUGGCACCUAUUAUUCUCUAUGCAUUUGAGCGAGCACUAAGGAUUUGGCGUUCCUGCCAGAAAGUGAUUAUUACAAAGGUCAUCCUGCAUCCCUCCAGAGUACUGGAAAUUCAGAUGAGCAAGACAGGUUUCAGCAUGGAAAUCGGACAGUAUGUGUUCCUCAACUGCCCCGCCAUCUCCUAUCUAGAGUGGCAUCCAUUCACUCUCACCUCGGCCCCAGAGGAAAACUUCUUCUCUGUCCACAUUCGGGCAGCAGGUGACUGGACGGAGGCCUUGACUGACACCUUGCAGCAGCCAAACUCACCCAUGCCCAGAGUAGAAAAGUCCUAAUACCACCUACCAGGAAAACCGUGUCGGUCACUCGAUGUCUUCCAGUAUGAGGUGGCCAUGUUGGUGGGAGCUGGGAUCGGGGUGACUCCCUUUGCUUCAGUCCUGAAAUCCAUCUGGUACAAGUUCCAACAUGGUGACCAGGAACUUCAGACCACAAAGAUUUACUUCUACUGGAUUUGCCGAGAAACGGGAGCGUUUGCCUGGUUCAAACACCUCCUUUCCUCCUUGGAGCAAGAGAUGGAGGCAUCUGGUAGAGCAGAUUUCCUAAGCUACCAUCUCUACCUCACUGGCUGGAACAGAAGCAUGGUUGGCCAUGCAGCUCUCCAUUUUCAGAAGUCUACUGACCUGGUGACAGGUCUGAAGCAAAAAACCUCUUUUGGGAGACCCAUGUGGAAUAAUGAAUUUUCAGCAGUGGCAGCCACACACCCCAAGUCUGUUGUGGGUGUGUUCUUGUGUGGACCAGCGCAACUGGCAAAGACCCUGAGAAAGUACUGCAGUCAGCACUCUAGUCUGGAUCCCAGAAACGUCCAGUUUUACUUCAACAAAGAGAACUUCUGAAACCGCAGGACCCAAGUCAGAAGGGGAAAACUAUUAAAUGCUUCACUGAACUGAGUAAUGACCGCCAGACCCGCGUUUGCAACUUUUAACGGGCGGUGUGCGCACUGCUUUCAAGUUUGCAUAUUGUGGGCGUAACUUUUUUUCUAUUUAUUUUUUUACACUUAAAUAGCCAAAAUGUGAACUUUAAAAAAAAGUGCUGGGAGCCAAUUGAGACUAAUAAAUGGGCUCCUUCCGAUUAUAUAGAUAAAACCAGAUUCUCUCUUUUGGUGAACUGUGAUAUCAGGAUCAACAUCAACUCACAAUUAUUAUUUUUUCUGCUGCUCUCUGGCAAAAAGUGCAAGCUGAUGACUUUUUGUACUGUUGACAGGCAAUUUGGGGGCAAAAAUGUUCAAAUAACCGAGCCUGCGAAAUGCGGUCCUUCCCAAAGCUGCAGUAAAAGAAUGGCCCAUUCAAAUAUUUGAUU
Protobothrops mucrosquamatus (brown spotted pit viper) is the source of this 2167-nucleotide messenger RNA. RefSeq names its product NADPH oxidase 1 (gene NOX1). The transcript is spliced from 13 exons. NCBI's taxonomy places the organism in Eukaryota, Metazoa, Chordata, Lepidosauria, Squamata, Viperidae. Gene Ontology annotation, biological process: defense response; superoxide anion generation. Gene Ontology annotation, cellular component: plasma membrane; NADPH oxidase complex. Gene Ontology annotation, molecular function: superoxide-generating NAD(P)H oxidase activity. The record is from RefSeq and is a predicted model, not a curated record.